Messenger RNA from Nyctereutes procyonoides (raccoon dog), 1082 nucleotides. It is a transcript of the gene LAMTOR3, whose product is annotated as late endosomal/lysosomal adaptor, MAPK and MTOR activator 3. Bases 205 to 579 code for a protein of 124 amino acids. Gene Ontology annotation, cellular component: Ragulator complex. The record is from RefSeq and is a predicted model, not a curated record. Lineage: Eukaryota; Metazoa; Chordata; Mammalia; Carnivora; Canidae. The transcript is spliced from 7 exons. Gene Ontology annotation, biological process: positive regulation of TOR signaling; cellular response to amino acid stimulus.
CAAGUCAUGUGACGACGGCUUUCCGAGGAGACUUGUCUUUGGAACUGUCCCUGAAGUUACGGCGGAGAGAGCACCGCGGCCCAGAAAGCCAGUAACUCGAGCCGCUUCGCUCGGCUGGAGGUGAGAAGAAGUCUUGAGGGGAGAAUCACCAGGAGUUUCUCUUCCAGGAGUGGAGAUUGAUCCUGCGGAAGAAAGGGGUUCGUCAUGGCGGAUGACCUAAAGCGAUUCCUGUAUAAAAAAUUACCAAGUGUUGAAGGGCUCCAUGCUAUUGUUGUGUCAGAUAGAGAUGGAGUCCCCGUUAUUAAAGUGGCCAAUGAUAACGCUCCAGAGCAUGCUUUGAGACCUGGUUUCUUAUCUACUUUUGCCCUUGCAACAGACCAAGGGAGCAAACUUGGUCUUUCAAAAAAUAAAAGUAUCAUCUGUUACUAUAACACCUACCAGGUGGUUCAAUUCAAUCGUUUACCUUUGGUGGUGAGUUUCAUAGCCAGCAGCAAUGCCAAUACAGGACUCAUUGUCAGCCUAGAAAAGGAACUUGCUCCGUUAUUUGAAGAAUUGAGACAAGUUGUGGAAGUUUCUUAAUCUGGCAAUGGUUUUGACGUAAACCUUUUCAUCAUAACAGACACAAUAUCAAUCCAGCAAUCUUUAGACCACAACAAUACUUGUAUCCGUGUACUCAAGAAAGGGCCCCUUUCCCACCUUACACUAAAGAAAGAGCCUAUAGUUAUAAUUUAUGGACAGAUUAAUUGUUAUCUUUUCUUGUGUAGGGUCUUUUCUUGACUUAGUGAGAUCUGGGGUUACCACAGAAACGGUUCAUUACAUCACAGCUCCCAUGGAGUUAGUCCAGUCACAGAUAUGCAUGAGAUUCUAUUCAUUGGAUCAGAAUCAAAAUGAUACUUUGAUCCACUUGAGCCAUUAGGUGCUCCCUAUUAUAUAAUAUGCCCAGGCCUGCAGAAUGAAGCAGACCCUUUUUAUUGUGAAUAAUAAUGAGGACAUAUUUUUCUUUAUAUUGUUUUAUUUCUUUGCAUUGAGUGUGAGGAAGAUAAAUGGCUUAGUAAAAGUAAUAAAAUCAGUACAAUCACUAA